AUGUGGAUACCAAGUUCGGAUGUUUUAUUAAAUAGUUUUAAUACUACUACUGCACGGCAGAAACUAGCCGGUAUACUUACUAUUACACCCGUCGUUGGAAGUGCUGUUGGUGCAGCAUAUGACGUUUGGAAAGAGUACGAUGUAGUCUCAUUUCUUGGGUCGGAUAAUGUGAGUUCUAGUCAUACGACCGAUCGAGUGGAUGGAAAUUAUUACAUUGUAAAAAACAUCUAUCAGUCAUCGGAUAGUUUAAAUUAUACUCCAGUGCUAGUAUGGUCCGAUUCGAGUGACUGGAAUCAGAAUGCAAGAACAAGUGUGAUUAGAUGGCCAAACACUACGCCGACAGUUCCGAAAGAUUAUGCAUCUGUAUUCGGUCUCAUAGUGCGAAUUGCGAUGAUCGAUUCAGUACCAUUCACGUUGCUUACAGAAGCUACAAGUGCAUCAGGUGGAACAACAACUAAACUAGUCGGAUACAUACCAGACCUGGUUGCGCAGUUGCAAAAUCGAAUGGAAUUUGUUGCUAAUUUUACUUUCUUUUCGUCUGACCAAUCUUACAACAAACUUCUCGAUGAUGUGACUAACGGUACUUUUGAUAUGCUUAUUGGUGACGUCACUAGCACUUCUGCCAGAAGAGGAAAGGUUGGCUUUUCCAGUGUUAUAUUCGACAGUUCCUUGCAUCUCAUUCCAUUCUCUCUGAAACUUUGGCUUGUGCUACUCGUUGCAACAAUUUACGCCGGUUUUUUAACAACGAUUUUAGAAAAGCAACGAAAAGAAGCACUGCAAGGUCGAUCAUUAAUUUCACUGAUCGCGAUGAAUAUGUGGUUUGCGUUCAGUGCAAUUGUUGGCUUCGAUGCAGACUUUCAUGUAUCAACAGCAGCUGGUCGUUUAUUCACUGUCGGUCUGUAUAUUCUAGGCUUAGCACUAGUUGCAGCAUAUACUGCUAAUUUGGCAUCCGAACUGACUUAA
This is a messenger RNA of Adineta ricciae, 963 nucleotides long. The record is from the annotation of a GenBank genome assembly. Lineage: Eukaryota; Metazoa; Rotifera; Eurotatoria; Adinetida; Adinetidae.